Molecule: messenger RNA, 1186 nt
Organism: Coffea arabica (coffee)
Lineage: Eukaryota; Viridiplantae; Streptophyta; Magnoliopsida; Gentianales; Rubiaceae
Product: glucosamine 6-phosphate N-acetyltransferase-like
Molecular function (GO): glucosamine 6-phosphate N-acetyltransferase activity
Source: RefSeq, a predicted model, not a curated record
UUUGCGAGGAACUUGGAAAUUUACCACAGGUCCACAACCCAUUAGUGCAAUUUGCUCCCUCGUUUUCACCGAUUUCGUUCCCUCCUUCGCAGCACCGCCGUCGCUCCCAUUCCCGUCAGUUCUAGUCAACUAAACCCAUUCUCUCUCUCUAAAUCCUCCUAAAAAUUUACCCAACCCAGAAUCCCAGAUCGAGCGAGGAUGAAUUUAGCCGGCAAGUGAUCGGAGGUUUCCCUAUUAUAACAACCACAUAGGGCAACUCAUGCAAUGCGUGAGUAAAUAAAAGCAGCAAAACUGUAAGGAACAGUGAUCUUCAUCCAGUUUCAAGGUUAUAUUGGGUGCACUGGUGGGCUUUUCUGUCUUUUCUUGUGCACAUUCUUGGUCUUUUCACACUUUUCUUGCUGGCGCGUGGCAAAGAUACAGUCCUCAAUGCUGCAUCUCUCUUGUUGUGACCAUCUGAUUUUUUCAUUGGCUAAGGUGAUGUCAUUGGCUCGUUUAUUAGGAGAUCCAGAACGAAGCUAGAAAGUCUCGAUGGAAGAUAAACCAGGGAAUGUUAGUAUUGAACAGGAGAGAUUUCAACUUCGAAGGCUUGAGAUCUCCGACAAGAAGAAGGGUUUUAUCGAAUUAUUACAACAACUGACUGUCUGUGAAUCUGUAUCUGACAAGGACUUUGAAGAACGAUAUCAAGAGCUUGCUAAACAUGGUGAUGAGCAUGUUAUAUGUGUAAUUGAAGAUCGACAUGGUGGGAAGAUUGUUGCUAGUGGAAGUGUUUUUAUUGAAAAGAAGUUUAUAAGAAACUGUGGCAAAGUUGGCCACAUUGAGGAUGUUGUUGUUGAUUCCUCAAUCAGAGGAAUGCAAUUAGGAAAGAAAAUUGUUGGGUUCCUCACUGACCAUGCUUGUUCAAUGGGUUGCUAUAAAGUGAUCCUCGACUGCAGCUUGGAGAACAAACCUUUUUAUGAGAAGUGUGGGUAUAAACAAAAAGAGGUUCAGAUGGUAAAAUACUUUAUCUGAAUGCAUCUUUUUUUUUUUUUUUUAAAUAAAUUUUGGGGUCCCAAUUGUACUAGCUGAUUAAAAGCUAACACACCAUUACAAGUUCUUUUUUUAUCAACUUGUCGCAGAUUAUACAGUUUGCUGUUGUUCUUUUAGAGCAUAAUUAUGUGUGUGCCAAUCAAGGGAUCUUGAAAUUUAA